ACCGAGGUGGCGAACGUCUCGUUCGCAGCGCGGUUGCUCUCUCAGUCACCUUCUUUUCUCGAGUGCGUUUUCGCUACAGCUGUCAAGCAUUUCUUUUUCUUUUCUCCGAUACUCGUGUUCGAAGGUGAACAAUUUUCAGUGAGGUGAUUUCGACAGAAUCUUCGUCCUUUUUCUUGUGAGAAACGUGAUCAGUUGGAAACGGAGUCAUUUUCACUUGCACGUUCAACAAUUUAGUAUACGGGACGCUAACAUCUCCGAAGCGGAGGCGUGCAGGAGAUGCAUUUUGCCGAUAUUCAGGCUUGCGGUUCUUAACAAAACGGAAACGGACAAUUGAUCGUCUUCAUCGCUAUUGAUACCCAUACGCUCACGAGGGAAAGAAAUCCACGAUGAUCUCUGUGACUUCUCGAGUCGGCCAAGUUCUGGAGGAGUGCUGACAAAGCGCGGGAUCGCAAACAGAAAAAAAUGACCGUCGCAAUGGAGCACAAGCGGAAGAGCUCGUGGGACUCGAAGAUUUCGGUAAGCACGGUGAGCACCCGAAGAUUCAGCCGUGCCGGAACACCAAGUUCAAUCUUAUCAUCCGACAGUGACAUCCGCUUUACGAGGAAACUAGGCGGGCAGUAUCGCUGCGGAUGCUGUGUCCUUGCUGCCUUUUUGUUCUUCCUCCUCUUCUCAGGAAUCUCCAUAUACCUCGGCUACACAUUCCUUACAUCAGAUCCACCUGGUGAUCAAGUAUUUCUUGCAACGUUCCGAGUUACCGAAGGUGAUUCCUUCACCGCGGAAUUGGCUGAUCCCUCUACUGAGGCUUUCCGGAUACGGUCACGGGAGUAUCGCGACCGCCUAAAUCUUAUCUUUCGUCGCAGCUGGCUGAAGUUAUCGUUCCUCGCAUCGGACGUCCUGGCGCUUGACGGGGUAGAAGGCCGUGAUUUAGUGGUACACUUUGAUGUGAGAUUUGACCCGCGAUAUCAGACUAUAACUAAUGGGAAUAUCGUGGACAUUCUGUCGCGGGAAUUGAAUCCUGAAACCUCGCGAUACCUGACAAAUCUGACGAUAGAAGCGAAGAGCCUCGAAGUGCAAGAGAGCCUGAAGGCCCUCAACGCGCAGAGUAGUCCGCAAUUGACCGUUUCAACAUUACCGCCGACAACGACAGCCCCUCCGCCAAGAAGAUGCAGCAAGUUGGACUUAUCAUACUGUAAACAUCUCCCCUAUAAUAUCAGCUCGUAUCCGAACAUGUUGGGACAUGGAUCGUUGUCGGAUGUCGAAGAAGAUGUUAUUGCUUUUAGGGAACUGGUGGACGCAGAAUGUUAUCCGUUAGCCUACGACUUCGUUUGCCAAGUGUUGCAGCCUGCAUGUCGAGCAAGUCAACCGGAGGAUCUGCUGGAAUUGCCUUGCAGGAGCUUCUGCAGGGAGUUCUGGAAUGGGUGCGGUAAUCGUCUUCCCGAGAAGAUAAAACGCGCUUUGGAUUGCUCCAACUUUCCGGAGUAUACCGGUCCUGGCAGCUGUAGGCCAAAGCCAGGAUGCGUUCAAGCGCUUCAGUCGAAAGCUUUAUCUUCGAGGAUUUGCGAUGGCGUGAUUGAUUGCCCGGAUCUUUCUGAUGAAAAGAACUGCGCCUACUGCCGGGAUGGUUAUAUGCAUUGCGGAGUAGGAAGAACCUGUGUAUCGCAUACUAAGCGAUGCGACGGCAAUGCGGACUGUCCAAACGGCAGCGACGAGAAAGACUGUCUAUUCUUGGCAUCGAGUGUCCACGAAUUAAGAUCACAAUCCUGGAGCACACCGCAUGUGGCAAAAUACAAUAAAGAGGGCUAUGUUGUAUUCAAUGAGAAAGGUACUAUUGGCAAACUUUGUACCGCAAAUUUGAACGCUACUCUACCAGAAACGGAAAUGGAUAAUGUUCUCCAAACAGCAGCAAGCUCAUUGUGUACUUUACUUACAUAUACUGGCGUAGCUUCGGUUCAAGUAAGGACUGAUGACGAAGAGGAUGUCCCAUACGUGUAUAUGGAAGAUCCCUCAGCACCGGAAAUUACUUUUGUUCGGGCUCCUUGCCCAAGCAAAGAAGUUCUAUACGUCCGUUGUUCCGAUCUCGAAUGCGGAAUACAACCUCUACGUACUAACGGCGGUACUAAUGGUCUCAAUAAGAUGGCAGAACCUGGCGAUUGGCCUUGGCAUGUUGCACUCUUCAAGGAGGGAGUUCAUGUUUGCGAUGCUACUCUCGUGGCGGAUAAUUGGUUGCUUACAACUGCGUACUGUUUCCAGGGUCAACCGAAAGCGGAAUGGUCGGCCCGACUCGGUGUCGUACGACUUUCAAGCACAUCACCCUGGGAACAAGAACGCAGAAUUGUCGGUAUGAUCAAAUCACCGGUGGAGGGCACGACCGUUCUGGUGAAGUUGGAUAGACCGGUGACGACCUUUUCGGACUUCGUGAGACCGGUUUGUCUGCCCUCCAGCGAGGAUCCACCGAGUAACACAUCGCAAUGCAACACUCUUGGCUGGGCGAGAAAUCGCGAUGUAUUGCAAAGAGUACAACUCAAACAUAGUGCAAUGGAGAAAUGCGAGAAUAUCAGCAUUCCUUCAGUGAACAGUGUCUGUACCGAGCAAGCAUAUUCCACGGAUGAUUGCAACGAAGAAGAAGUCGCCGGCAGUUCAAUGCUGUGUCUUCAAGCAGAUGAUCGAAAAUGGGUACUGACAGGCAUCGGUAGUUGGAGGAUAGCUUGUUCGAAGGACGGCAUUGAAAGACCUCGAUUAUAUGAUAAAAUUUCGUCUCAUAUCGAUUGGAUCAAAGCUACCAUUGGCUAAGAAAUCUAUUUGCGAGUUAACAUCUGAUAAAUGUUACACUGCGAACAAGACGCAUGCUCGACGCACAUAUGACGGAUCCUGGAAAUGGAAAGAAAUGACCAUUGUAUUAAAAUAAGGGACUGAUAUCGAAAUUGUGAUAGAAAUUUCUAAACUAUUACAAACGAUUACGAUUGUUACUACACGCCGAUAUAACGACUUAAUCGCGUCCGCCUUGCACAAAUACAUGUUGCUGUUAUCAAUACAUAAGUUUAUUAAUUUCGAUGUAUCCUGUUAAUAAUCAGCGGAACGUGCAAUCGCAUUCUUGUAAAUAUUUAAUAUCUUCUUUAUGUCUAGGAUAUAAAAAACCUGUUACCGUGGCAUAAUUUUUUAACUUAUUUUUCUCUUUACAUUUAUUCUA
Messenger RNA from Trachymyrmex cornetzi, 3187 nucleotides. RefSeq names its product atrial natriuretic peptide-converting enzyme. Gene Ontology annotation, biological process: proteolysis. Lineage: Eukaryota; Metazoa; Arthropoda; Insecta; Hymenoptera; Formicidae. Gene Ontology annotation, molecular function: protein binding; serine-type endopeptidase activity. The record is from RefSeq and is a predicted model, not a curated record. The transcript has 13 exons. The coding region runs from base 463 to 2790 and encodes 775 amino acids.